This is a messenger RNA of Siniperca chuatsi (mandarin fish), 5613 nucleotides long. RefSeq names its product myosin Ic, paralog a (gene myo1ca). Bases 193 to 3525 code for a protein of 1110 amino acids. The transcript is spliced from 33 exons. Gene Ontology annotation, biological process: actin filament organization; vesicle transport along actin filament. The record is from RefSeq and is a predicted model, not a curated record. NCBI's taxonomy places the organism in Eukaryota, Metazoa, Chordata, Actinopteri, Centrarchiformes, Sinipercidae. Gene Ontology annotation, molecular function: microfilament motor activity; actin filament binding; ATP binding. Gene Ontology annotation, cellular component: microvillus; cytoplasm; vesicle.
AUAGCUGCACAGUGAUAACAUGUUUGUAGUUUGGGGCUCUUAGCAAAUUUUUCCAAACCCUCUCAGCUCACUGUUUCUCUGGCUCUUUUUGUGUAUGUGUGUGUGUUAUCCAACAGCUUACUUUCCCUUCACUUUUUUUUUUUUUUUUGGUCUAGUUGUGUGACGUGUGAGUGGAGUGCCUGCCCUUGUUUCAUGCAGCAUAGUUUAGAGGGAAGGAGAAGGACUCACGUAGUGGUGGACAUUUACUUGACCUGUCAAAGGGAAGAUGAAUUGAAGGCAAAGGUGGAUGAGAAGUUACAGUUGAGGAGUCUGUCUGACACGGGAGGAGGAGCACCAGCCUGGGGGGGGACCACCAGUUCAGCUUUCUUCCAGCAACAACAGGACAGGAUGAGGUACCAAGGCAGGGAGGUGGAUGUUGAAGGAAGAGUGCGCCUGGUGAUGGAGAGUGUCCUGACUGCCCGGGACAGGGUCGGGGUGCAGGACUUUGUCUUGCUGGAAAAUUACAACAGUGAGGCAGCCUUCAUAGAGAACUUACGGAGACGCUUCAAAGAAAACCUCAUCUAUACAUAUAUUGGCUCAGUGUUGGUGUCGGUGAACCCUUACAAAGAGCUGGAGAUUUACUCCAAGCAGCAGAUGGAACGCUACAGAGGGGUCAGCUUCUAUGAGAUAUCGCCUCACAUCUACGCCAUGUCAGACAACACUUACCGGGCCAUGCGGACCGAGAGGAAGGACCAGUGUAUUCUCAUAUCGGGUGAGAGUGGAGCAGGUAAAACCGAGGCCUCCAAGAAAAUCCUCCUCUACUACGCUGUCACCUGCCCCACUAAUGAUCACAUGGCUGCCCUUGGUGACCGCCUACUGCAGUCUAACCCUGUUCUGGAGGCAUUUGGCAAUGCCAAAACACUUAGGAAUGACAACUCCAGCCGCUUUGGAAAAUACGUUGAUGUCCAGUUUGACUUCAGGGGGGCACCAGUGGGCGGUCACAUCCUGAACUACCUGCUGGAGAAAUCACGUGUAGUACACCAGAACCACGGUGAGAGGAACUUCCACAUCUUCUAUCAGCUUCUGGAUGGAGGGGAUGACGAUCUGCUUAACACACUGGACCUGGAAAGAAACCCUCAGAACUAUCACUAUCUGGUCAAGGGCAACUGUCCCAAACUCAGCUCCGUCAGUGACAAGAAUAAUUGGAAAGUUGUAAUGAAGGCCCUGCCUGUUAUUGGCUUCACAGAGGAAGAAGUGCAGAAAUUGCUGAAUAUCAUCGCCGGUGUUCUCCAUCUGGGAAACACUCAGUUUGGAGAAGGGGAGGAAGGAGAAACUUAUAUCACUACUGAGACUCAGAUAAACAAUCUUGUGAAGCUGCUGGGUGUUGAUGGCUCAGCCCUCAGGGAGGCACUCACUCACAAGAAACUCACUGCCAAAGGAGAGGAGAUGAUCAGCCCACUAAAUUUUGAGCAGGCAGUGUCUGCCCGUGAUGCCUUAGCCAAGGCUGUGUAUGGUCGGACCUUCACUUGGUUGGUGGAGAAGAUCAACCAGUCGCUGGCUCUGAAGGAGGAAAUCUACCACAGCAGUAAGGGCUCCUCAGUUAUAGGGCUUCUAGAUAUCUAUGGCUUUGAGGUCCUACAGCACAAUAGUUUCGAGCAGUUCUGCAUCAACUACUGCAAUGAGAAGCUCCAGCAGCUGUUUAUUGAGCUCACCCUGAGAUCUGAGCAGGAGGAGUAUGAGACAGAGGGAAUUGCAUGGGAGACGGUGCAAUACUUUGACAACAAGAUCAUUUGUGACCUGAUAGAGGAGAAGCACAAAGGCAUCAUCUCUAUUCUGGAUGAGGAAUGUCUGAGGCCUGGAGAGACCUGCGAUGUCUCCUUUUUAGAGAAACUGGAAGACACACUGGGCGGCCAUCCCCAUUUUGUCACUCAUAAGUUGGCAAAUGGAAAAACUCGCAGGGUAAUGAGUAGGGAGGAGUUCAGGCUGCUGCAUUAUGCUGGAGAGGUAAACUACAAUGUCAAUGGUUUCCUAGACAAAAACAAUGAUUUGCUGAACAGGAACCUGAAAGAGGUCAUGUGCCAGUCAGACAACCAGAUCCUAAGGCACUGCUUCCGCAGAGAGGAAGUGAUAGACCAGAAACGCCCAGAGAUGGCUGCCACUCAGUUUAAAAACAGCCUGAUGAAGCUUAUGGAGAUCCUCAUGUCUAAAGAGCCGUCCUACGUGCGCUGUAUCAAACCUAAUGAUGUCAAGCAGCCAGGAAGGUUUGAUGAAGUUCUGGUCAGACACCAGGUGAAGUACCUGGGCCUGAUGGAAAACCUGAGGGUCAGGAGAGCUGGCUUUGCCUAUCGACGUCGCUUUGAAGCCUUCCUGCAGAGGUAUAAGCCCCUGUGUCCUGAGACGUGGCCCAAUUGGCAUGGCAGACUUGCAGAUGGGGUCUCAACACUGGUCAACCACCUGGGCUACAAAGCAGAAGAGUACAAACUGGGCAGAUCAAAAAUCUUCAUCCGUUUCCCAAAAACUCUCUUCACCACUGAGGAUGCACUAGAAGCAAAAAAGCCAGAGAUAGCUUUGACCCUGCAGACAUCAUGGAGAGGCUACAGGGAGAGAGCCAAGUACCAGCGCAUCAGACACGCAGUGAUAGUGAUCCAGUCUGGGUGGCGAGGGAUGAAAGCACGCAGGAGGGCUAAGAGGCGUCGACAGGCUGCUGAGUUAAUACGCAGGUUCAUAAAAGGCUUCAUCUACCGUCAUGAGGAAUACUGCCCUGAGAAUGAGUAUUUCCUGGAUCAUGUACGCUGCUCCUUCCUCAAGAAUCUACGUAAAAACCUGCCCAAGAGCGUUUUGGACAAAAGCUGGCCAACACCUCCUCCGUCCCUGGUUGAGGCCUCUGAGCACCUGUGGAGGCUAAACAUGAGAAACAUGGUCAUGAAGUAUUGCAGGAGGGUCCAGCCUGAAUGGAAGAAGCAGAUGAUGCAGAAGGUCGUAGCCAGUGAGAUCUUCAAGGAUCAGAAAGACAGCUACCCUCAGAGUGUUGGAAGGCUGUUUUUGGACUCCAGGCUGGAACGUGAGCAAAUCAAUCUCAAAGUCGUCCAGACCCUCGGCAAUGACAAAGUGCAGUACGGUGUUUCAGUCAUAAAGUAUGACAGGAGGGGUUUCAAGCCUCGCCCUCGCCAGCUGCUCCUCACUAACACCUUUGCUGUGCUGGUGGACAGGACAAAGAUCAAACAGAGGAUUGACUAUACAGCUCUGAGAGGUAUCUCUGUGAGCUCUCUCAGUGAUGGGAUGUUUGUUCUGUACAUGCCCAGUGAGGACAAUAAGCAGAAGGGCGACGUGGUGCUGCACUGCAGCCAUGUGAUUGAGCUGGUGACAAAACUAGCCAUGAUGGCCAGCAAGGUCAACUAUGUCAACAUCAGCCCGGGCAGUAUUAGGUUUGCUGUGGCUCGGGGCAAGGAGGGAAUCAUUGAUUUCGUCAGGGGUUCAGAGCUGAAGGUGGCCAAAGGCAAGCGAGGACAUCUGCUAGUGACUGCCCCUCGGAUCAACACCACAUGAAGAAACAGAAAACAGCAACCAGACAAACAGUAAUCCUUUUAGCUAACUGGUGGAUUGCCACUCAGAGGUUGUCAUUCUUAUUUGUUAGUUUGUACCCUACAGGAUGAUACCACAAGCACACACAUCAUACUCAACAGAAGGAAGAUCCCUUAUUAAUUCAUAUAUAUCAUCAUUAUUACAAGAAUGUCUUCAGUGUUGCAAUAAUUAUUGCUAAUUUUUUUAAAGAUUAGAAAAUCAAAAUAUGAAGUCGUCACUGUUUCAAAUGCUUCAUUUCUUUAUUGUCAGUCAUGCAAAUUGUACACAAAUAUAUUUAAAUAUAUCAAAUAUAAAAUGCCUUGUAAUGUAAAACACUUUAUCUCUAUAUUGUAGGAGAAAUAAAACAAACCACUUUGAAAUAAAUAGCAUGUUAAUAAAUACAUCAAUAAAUAGUAAAUAUAUCUUUGGAAAGUCCAGUAGAUUGAGGGCUUGGGGGAAAAACAGGAUGUUGGAAAGUGUUCUCUCUGCUCUGGGAGCUUAUUGCUUACUUACAGUUAGAGGUAAGACAGAAACUCUGGGAAAUACCCAAGAAAGCCCUUAAAUAUACAGUAUAACAUGUAAAAAAAAUGUGACUAGCUUGCAGAGAGCUCCAUGUAAACACCACUAAAGCACUGAUUAAAGUUAUCACAACUAUUAUUCCAAUUUUCUGUUAGAUUGUCAGUUCAGCCUUUUGCCUGUUAGUGUGCAUGUGUGUUAAGGUUGCAGCUUUCUUUUUUCAGUGCUGAGUCGUGUGUGUUUUUGAAGCCAGUAGGAGGAAGUCUCUUGCCAGCUUGGUGAGGUAAAGGUCUAGAUCCCUCAGAAUGAUGUAACCCUCCACUCGGCUAUCCCACACUGUUUUAGAGCUGGUUUCUGGGUUCAAGGGUGCCCGUACUGUAGGAGAGGUUGGCUUCUUCCAGGAGCUCUGCAUGUAACUCAUCUGAAGAAGAAAGCAGAACAAUUUUUAUCAGACUUUGGUGUCACUUCCUCCAAAGUCUCUGUGUGGGCUGAAAAGGGGACAAAAAGUGUGUGGAUUUCAGUAAGAAGACUGUGGAUACCUGACUGCUGACUUGGCUCAUCAGGUCCCUCAGGUCCAGCUGAACGUGCCUGAUGCACUGUGGUAAAGUGGUACGGACCACCUGCCCCGCCAUCUGCUCUUUCGCCUCCUCCAGCUGUCUUCUCUUCCACUCCAGCAUAUUCCAAUAGGCUUGCAUGUCCCAGAAUGCAGCAUGCAGUCGUUCCCAGUCCUGAAGGCACACAACAAGAGACAACCACAUGAUUAUAUAAUCAAAAUUUUGCGCAACCCCCUAUCUAUGCUUGAAGUUCUAAAAGGGGAAUUCCACUCAAAUUUUUGCAAGUUUUACGUUCUGCAAGAGCAGACUUUCUGACGAUGUCAUCAGGUUUCGUUUUUUUUUUUCCACGAUGGAAAAAGAUUCUCAAAACAAUGGAAGAAAUUCACUGAAAACUUUAAAAUGUGUUUUGCAGAAUAACAACCAAUCAAUGAUUUUCUAUGGAAUUGUUUUGAAACAGUCAAGCAGAUACUAACCGUCAGCUUUAGCCAGCUGUAGAAAUCUGUAGAAAGUAAUGGCAGGCCCUUUAACUGUCGGCUUCUGUCCUCAAAAUGCUUGUUUCCCAACUGAUGCUCCUUCUAUUAAAGUAAACAUAGUAACGAUUAAAGAUUUGUAGUCAGGGAAUGCUAAUGCUGGAUGUGUACAGUAGUAAGUUUUCAGUACUCACAUAUUUCCUCUGCAGCUGCUGGACGCGGGUUCUGGUGGACCGCGUGAGACGAAAGGAGUUGUUAUAUUUAUUCCUCUGGAGGACUGGAGAUGGAGCAGAGGACUCCACACAGUGCAGUACACAGUAAAGGAGGAUGAGAGCCCGCAACAACACAGUCAUCUGAAACAGAGACAUAAGCAGAGUUAUGGGUUAUAUAUCAUCUAUCGUUUGUGCUGUGCUGUUGCAUUAAAUCAGUGCUAUGAAAACGCAGAUUUGCACAACUGCUUUUCAGGUAUAAAUUGGCUAAGAUGUAUCACUUCUGUAAAAAAAAUAAAAAUAAAUAAAAGGUGAUGUACGGUA